This is a messenger RNA of Hyla sarda, 5519 nucleotides long. RefSeq names its product ligand dependent nuclear receptor corepressor (gene LCOR). Gene Ontology annotation, biological process: regulation of transcription by RNA polymerase II. NCBI's taxonomy places the organism in Eukaryota, Metazoa, Chordata, Amphibia, Anura, Hylidae. The transcript is spliced from 7 exons. Gene Ontology annotation, molecular function: DNA binding. Gene Ontology annotation, cellular component: nucleus. The record is from RefSeq and is a predicted model, not a curated record. The coding region runs from base 648 to 5309 and encodes 1553 amino acids.
GCGCGAUAAGUUGAGGGGGAACGGAGUUCGGUCGUUUUCCGUUAAGUGAAGUCGGUCGGCACGAGCGGGAGGGGAGAGGCCAAUCAUACGGCCGGGUUGUGCUGUCCGGCUGUUGCUGGGAGUUCGGUCAGGGGGGCGGGCUGGCGAGAGCGAGAGAAACUCCCGCCGUUCAGCCCGCGUUUGUAGUGCUGGUAGCGCGCGCACUGAGCGCUCCCUCUCACCCGCCCUCUGGAAAUCUACUGCGCGCGUAAGAUGCGCGGCCCCGCUCACGCUUUCCCCUUCCCACGCGCGCCCUCGCCUAUUUCUCCACUGCGCGCCCCCGAGGCCCCAGCUCUUUAAUUACCCAAAAAAAAAUCAGUUUCCUCGAAGUGAAGUGCAGAAGAUUUCAGGUUUUGAGACAAUUUUAGAAGGGCUGUUUGGACCUGCAUUGCUUAAUGACCUCAGCUUAUUUAAAGACUGUGAACCUACAGGAGUAUGUGACUGGUCCUUUGAUGAGAAUUGCCUUUUCUGCUGCUUAAGAAGAGAAAAAGUUAAGGAGCAUUUAGCUGGCUUUCAUAAACCAAUUAAUGAACCUGGCCAUGAAAACUUUCUGAAACAAGAGCAAGCAAAGAUAAUUCGACUAGAAAGGCAAGCGGAAGAAUUCAUCAAUGCGGUCUUUUACAAAAAAGAUCAUGCAGCGAAUGAUUCGACAGUUUGCUGCAGAAUAUACCUCAAAGAAUAGCUCUACUCAGGAUUCCAGCCGACCCAACAGCACAAAGAACCAAAGCUUGCCGAAAUCACCCUCCGGACAAAGUUCACCUUCCCCUGCAACUACCCAGAAUCCCGUGCUUAGCAAGCUUCUGAUGGCUGACCAAGACUCUCCCUUAGACCUCACUGUCAAGAAGCCCCAUUUAGAAGAGCCCUGUGAGCAAGCAGAUGGAGUGCUCGACUUAUCCACUAAAAAAAGUCCUUGUUCUGGUAGCCCGAAUUCCUCCAUUUCUCCAAGUACCUCAAACACUAUAGGGAAUGGCACUCAGGAUACAGAGAGAAAAGCAAUAGACCCUAACAAUUCAACAAAUUUAUCACUGGAAACGUUCAUGGCCAAACUGUGUUCACAUCACCAAAAGCAGUUUAUUCUUGUUCUGAACAAUUUAUGCACUGAAGAAUCCAUAAUGAAAUCUAGAAGUCGGAGUGCCUCAGUUUCUGAGAUUGAAAAUGCUAAUUUAGAAGACCAUGAUCAUUCCUCUUGUGAAAAUAAUGCAAACCUUUCCCCUGUAAAGAAAGACACAUCUUUUCCUGAAUUUUGUUUAAGUACACCAACAAAUGUAUGUGAGGAUAGCUGCCCCUGUGAAAUGUCACAUUGUUCAAAUUACCUUUCAAAGGUACCAUGUUCCUUUGAAUCAAAGGCAGAUCAUGCCAUUAAUGUCUCCUAUGCCACAGACCAAACCAUUACAAAUAAUCCUGUAGGUAUUCCAAGCACAGAAGAAAAAUCGGAAACUACCAUUGCAAAAGUAUCUGAAGUCAGUCAGACCAUUUUUUUUGAACACUGUGUUCUUUCACAUAGUAACUGUACUUUAAACAUGCAUAAUGAUUCCCCAGGUUCUGAACUCCCCACAGACAUCCCAAAAAUUGAAAAUAAAGAAAACACGCAAUAUGUUAACCCUAAACAAGCAUUUUUGGACUGCAAUGACUGUAUAUUAAAGCAGGAACAUUCUGUAACUACAGUGACUGCAAAGAAGCUUGGAAACCUUUGUGAGAGUCCAUUUCACAAUCUUACUGACCAUUCUGGGUCAACUUUACAAAAAGUCAAGUUGCAUGAAAAUAAGCUGUUAAAAACUGUAAAAUGUAAAAAUUCUCGGGUUUUGGUGACAAAUGAUUGUGAUAAACAGUGCGAUGUAGUUUACAUCAGUGAGCCAAUUACAACUGAAUGCCACUUUGAAAAUCAUAAGUCUGUAGUUUGUGCUCGAAACACUGCAAGGAAAAGUACCCGAGGAUAUCUUAUUAGUGGUGAUUGCUGUGAAUUGUCAACUGUUCGCACAUUGGUAAGAAGCUCAAAAGUUGAGGAGAAAGGAAAUUCUUCAUUACAUAUUUCUGAAGCAUUAAUAAUUCCUAAUGACUUGAUUAAGACACUACCUUCCUCAGAUGUUUUAUCACUGAUUCAUGUAGAGGAAAGCGUAGAAACAGACAGUGAUAAUCCUGUGCCACAGAAUGCGGAAAUGAAAGACCUAAUACCAGACUCUUUUAGAUGCAUUGAACCUGAAAAAAACAUUCAAUGUCUGGCUUUAAAUAAAGAAUCUGUAGAUAAUGUCUCAGAUUCUUUGAUAGCAGUGUUUUCUCUUACACAAGAUGAGCCUAAAAAAUUACAUGUUCCAAGCAACCACACUGCAAAUGAACAGGCACUUAAUGAAAAUGAUGAUGAGAUUCCAAAGAUGAAACAGAUAUCCUCUGUAGUAAAUAUAGAUGCACAGUCUUUAUCUGUAAAUGAUCAUGAAAAAAGUAUAACUGAAUUGGCUAUAGAUCCAGACUUUUAUAUCUCCCGUUCCAAUAAUUCGUGCAGUCAAGACGGUUCAGGUACCCAAUCACUGGAUAUGGAAAUAACGGUUUCAUUAAACGAUAACCAUACUGUACCUAGGACUUAUCCGAAUAAUACAGCAAUCGAAGAAGCUUCCGCUACCUUAAAGUACAUCCAUGAAAGUCCUUCCACUGCAUAUCCAUCUACACUUGGGACUGCUGACAAAGAUAUCCCAGUCAUUGGUUCUUCUAGCCUUAAUGAUUUCAAGAUAUUGCCAGAAGAUUCUUCUGAAACAGUUAUUGCUGAUCCUGUUACAUCUGACCAACCGUUAUCAAUGCAGAUUUCUUCAAAAACCAUUUCAGAUAUCUUGCCUGUAGACAAUUCAGAAGGUCAAAUUUCUAAAAGUUCACAAAUUGAUCCUAGUAGUUCUGGUAGUGUGAAUGAGUUUCCUAAGCACUUUGUGCAGUGUGUGGUUAAAGAAAAUGCACACUUGAUGAUGGAUUCAAACAUUGAAAAUGUUAAGGAUUGUCAAAGCCUAGUUUUGAACGAUUCAUUUGAAAUGGAGGCAGAAGAAAAUGUACUACCAGAGAAUAUAAAUGCUUUAUGGCCAACUAAAUGCUUUCAAAGUCCUUUAAAUAUAAGUGCAAAAAUUGUUGAAAAUAAUAACGCAAGACUAGAAGCAAAUGUUUCUGAGGAGACUCAUCAUUGUGAUACUGUAUCUUCUUCUGGAUGUAGCAAAUAUGAUACAGUUAAUGAUGCCUUGAAAACCAAAGAGGUUAUUGGGGAAAACAACACAGAUGCAGUUAACUCAAAUAAAAUUGAUAAUUUAUUAACAAGCAACAGAACUUCUUGUAAACAUCUUACACCAUUUAAGAGGCAUAAAAAAGUUCCUGUCCCAACUGACAGAUGUCUUAGGAGUCGUGAAUCCCAUGAUGAUUCUGUUUUACAUAACAUUCCUUCCCUUCAGGUUCUGUUAUCUUAUGUUCAAGGCACCAACUUGGCACAGAGGUCUGUAGUAUUAAAAACAGAAGAUACACCAUGUUCUGAUACUGUCAUUUCCUCUGUUGAUGAUACCAGUUAUGAUGAAAGCUAUUUUGCUUUCUUUUUAAACAGCCAUUGUAGAGAAGGAAAACCAUUAUUUUAUGAAAGAAUACUAAAAAGUACUUGUUUUAAGAUGCCUGAAAACCUCACGGUAUGUUUAAAAAUAGGUUCUGAUAAGCGAAUUAUAUAUUUUACAAAAGAACAUCACAAUUGCCUAAACAUGGCGGAUGCAAAAUGUAAGUGUGAUGCAACAAGUGUAAAAAAUACUAGUCAACUUGAGAAAUGUAAUGAAAGUGAAUCAGAAAAUGCCACAAAUUACGGAUCCCCGACAAAGAGUAGUACCCCACAUAUUGCAGUAAAUUCCUUAAAGGAUAAGAUGAAGUGCUGUAAAUCUGGUAAAUUAAAGAACCUCUCUCCAAGAAAUGAGAAAAUCAAUAGUUCUAAUAAGCGAAGAAAUAGACCAAAAUUUAUAGACUGGUGUUCCGAAGAAGAAAAUCAGGAACGUAUCUCCAAUUUUAACGACAAGUACACAUCUGUUCACAAAAAUUGGGUUUCACUGGAAAAAGAAACGGUUAACGUGAACAAGUCCAAAAGUAAAUCUGACAGGUUAAAAGAGAUUUGGAAAACAAAGAAAAGGAUUCGUAGACCUAAAAGCAGUCAAGAUACACCAAAAUGUUCACCAAUGCAAUUGUUGUUUAUGAAUUCUUUUAAAUUCUCAGAUGUUUGUGAAUGGUUUAUGGAAACAACAGAAACAAAGUCUUUAGUGAUUGUAAAGAAAUUAAACACUCGUAUUCCUGAGGAACAUCAGCUGCCAAUGAUUCAGUCACCGAAGUAUUCAAGCCAAAGUCUAUAUCCUCACAUGUUGCAAGCACAACGCUUGAAAAAACAUCUGAAGAAAUUUGCUUCAGUUACUCCAGCACAAAAUAACAUCAAAACUGAGAACUCAUUGAAUACAUUAGUAAGUAACAGCAGUGAACUAGUUCAUGAGGUUACAGAUACUGUAAAAGGUCCUAAUGACUGCAAAAAGCAAGAACCACAUGCUAAAGCUAAAAAGACUGCUCCUGUUCACAUCUUAAAGAAAAACAGAUCACAGGAAAAUGUAAACAGUCAGUCUUAUCCAGUGAAUAAAAACAAAGUGUGUAUGGCAAAUGUAAAACGUAAAGCAAGCAAUUCUGACAAUAAAAAAGCAGUGUCCUCUUCAGAUUUGAGCUUACGGAAAUCUCCAAAAGCCCUUACCUCAAAGUCUCUAAUAGUUAAAAAAUGUAAAAAGCGUAACAAAAGUGACUGCUUGGAAGAAUCUGUUGCACAGCCAAAUAAAAAGAGGAAAAUUGAAGCAAAGCAGAGGUUUUUAAAAAAUGGACCCCAUGUCCACAAAAAGGCAGCCCCUACAAAAUCUAAAGUUCGUAAAAUGAGUAAAAUACACUCUACUUCCAGUUCACAAGCUCCAAAGAAACAGGUGGGGAAAGCUGGUGUCUUUAAAACAACUGUAAUUAAAGGAAAAGCAAAAACUCGUAUGCAAAAACAAUCCCUUAAAUCACAAAUUGUUCUUAAGCAUCAGACAAGAUCAGCUAAGCUUAGUCAAGCUUCUUCCAAGGUGUCAGAUUCACCUAAAAUCACUAGUUUUUCAUCUUCACAUAGGAAAAAAGAACGGUGUAAAAAAAUAUCCACUGUCUCAACAAAAAACAAAAGAAAUGUAGCAUCCCGAGUGAGACACAACAAGCAAAGGUCACAGCUGGAGCCACCCACUCGUAAGGGACGAUCACUUGAAUUUAAAUGACAAGCUAUAAACUGUUACCUUCGUACUGUUGUACAUUCUUUUGCAUUAAUAGUGUGACUCUUUAAGCUGUAGCAAGCCCUGAAAUCUACCGAUAUCCAUAUUACAUAGGCAUUAUGAUGCUUGGAUUGUGGGGAAAUUUAGUGUGUUUUUUGUUUGGUUUUUCCCCAUGUGGUGCUAAAAAUGUAAGUUAUAUUUGUCUUUUUUUUUUGG